Molecule: messenger RNA, 4746 nt
Organism: Brassica napus (rape)
Lineage: Eukaryota; Viridiplantae; Streptophyta; Magnoliopsida; Brassicales; Brassicaceae
Product: phosphoenolpyruvate carboxykinase (ATP) 2-like
Exons: 9
Coding region: 2186-4282 (698 amino acids)
Biological process (GO): gluconeogenesis
Cellular component (GO): cytosol
Molecular function (GO): phosphoenolpyruvate carboxykinase (ATP) activity; ATP binding
Source: RefSeq, a predicted model, not a curated record
AAUAAUUAAAACAUUAUAUAUAUAUUUAAAAAUUAUUGUUAAUAUUUUAUAUAUAUUAUAUUAUUAUUUAUUUAUUUUAAAAAUCCAAAUCCGGAUAUCCGCUGGAUAUUACAAUUUUCAGAAGGACACUUGGAUAUCCAAGAACUCCAGAUCCAAAUAAGAUAGUAAAAUUAUGGAUCCGCCGGAUAAAGAUCUGGAUCCGGAUACUUUAAAAUUGCUCGGAUACCUGAUCCGUCCGAGGCUUGGUUGUGAUAUGCGAAAAAUUGUCCAACGUUGAAAUUCCGAUCACCGUCCCUUGAAAUCGACUUCUCAGAUCAAAUACUGACACUUGGCUUUCUAAAAGGUUAUCUAUAUCUAAUUUACUCGAAUUUUAAAGUAAACUUUUCCUAACUACAGCCCACGAUUAAUUAUUUCUGGAUAUUUCUUUUUGAUGACUUGUGGUUUGCAACCAGCGGUAUAAACAAUAACCAUGUUUAUAUUUAUUUAUUACGCUAAAACAAAUGAAAUGCCAUACAUACUUACAAGUAAAAGAUACGGGUUUCAACUUUCGCGUAAUAUUAUAAAUAAAUUUAUAGGGAAAACAAUCCAUUUUGCAUUUGAAGUUCAAAAAGUCUUCACUCACUAUUUUUGUCUAGAGAAAGUAGUACAGUUUCAAUUUUGUUGUUGUUUUGGCAGUGGACUUUCCAAAAUAAUUAAAUUAUAUUACUCCUUAAGUUGUUUUUAUUACAUAUACACGCAUAAUGAGUUUAACAGUUGAUUUGAUAGUAUAUAACCUUGUUUCCCUUAUAACUGGUCGUAUCAGUAAAUCAACAAGGCCAAAAUCAGAUUAUAUUUAUAAUACAUUAACAAAUAUUUCCACUUCAGCAUGUUAAAUUAUCCACAAAAUUAUCGUAUAAAAAUGUGCCGUACCUUGAAUAAAAACAGUAUAUAUUAUUUCAAGUCAAACAGCUGAAGACAUGAUCAAUCAUAAAAAUCGAGCUUAAAAUAUGUUUGUAAUUUGCACGGAUAAGAUUUUGGAAAACGACAUUAUACAUUUGAAAUACAAACAUUGUGAAGAUAAGAACUUGAUGAGCAAGUCUUACCAAUAUUCAAAUGCUAACCAAAGAAGAACUCAGGUUAAAGUAAGGUUUACUUGGGGUUGAGUUAGCAGACUUUGGACCAAAGAGAAGCUAUUGGUGUAUAGGUCUGAGAACAAAGCAGGACCGUUUGUCUCUAUGCGUUUGACCUUAUCACAAUUAGCGUUUUGUAGCUGCACAAGACCAAGGUUGCUUCAUCCAUAAAUAGAAACAUUGGUCCAGAGAGAGAAAGUAGAGUAGAAGCGAGAGUGUGUGAGCACACAAGAAGCAUUGUAAGGGUGAGAGAAACAAGAUGUAAAGGCGUAAGCCUUGAGUAGUUUCUAAGGGGUUUUACAGAGUGGUUUCCUUAGCCAUUCUUAGGAGAAUCACUUGUAACCUCUUGUAAUCCCUUUGUUCUAGUGGAUUCCGAGCAUAGUCUCGGCGAGAUGUAGCGACCCUCGUUAAUGGGCGUGAAAUCGUUAAAUGUCUGUGUGUUUUCCUUCUCUUAACUCUCACACUCUCUUAUCCAAAGCUCUCUCUGUUUCAUUCAUCUCAACAUAAAUCUGUUAUGUAUCUUUAAGUUAACACAUAGAGUCUUGUCUGUUGAAGGAAAUCUUAACAAACAUAUUUUCAUACUGUUCUACCGGAGUGUAUUAGUUGAAUGUUACAAUAGUUACCCGAAUAGUUUCACGAUUACCAACGUAAGACAUGAACAUAUUCGUCGGUCAAAACGGAUAUAUGUAUUAUGCAAAUUGAUCUACGGUAGAUCAUCUACCAUGUGCAUGCACAAGUUAACUAUGUGGAUAAACCAACGCAACGUCUAGUCAUCUUACCAUAGUAGACUAAUAGUAUAUAGUAGUUGUAAACAACUGUCUUAUCUACAUUCUACAAUCAUGUAUACACAUUGCUACAUGUGUAACGUGAUAAUCAUCAUUUAACUAAGUCAAACCACGUUUAGGCAAGUUAAUUGAGACGCGUUUUCUGAUAGUCAAAGGAAGCCUAUAAAACGGCUUCUUCUUCUUUUCCAUCAUCACCCAUUAAUCUCUUCUCCUUUCAGACAAAUCUUGUUUUUUGUUUUUGUUUUGUUAUAUAUUCUUAUUCUUCCACAAAGAAGAAGACAUUCCGCGGACAUGGCGGGAAACGGAAACACUGACGGAGAAUUCAGUUUCUCGGCUGCGGCUGCGCGUGAUGCGCUUCCUCGGAUCACCACGGAGAAGGGAGCCAAGUCUACGACGUCGAGUGACGUGUGCCACGACGACACCGCGUCACGAGGCAACUUUCAGACCAUCGAUCAGCUCCACAGUCUCCAGAAGAAACGAUCUGCACCGACCACUCCUCUCAAAGAAGGAGGUGGCGUAGUGAUGGGAACCAGUGGCCCUACCACUCCUGUCUCCGGUGAGAGUAUGCUUCAAUCAGUCAGUGCAUCGUUGGCUUCGUUGACGAGAGAGACAGGACCGAAGCUAAUCAGAGGAGAUCCGACGUCGGCGGCUAAAGUGGCACACGUGCCACAAACUCCUACGUCAGUUCCUGCUGCUGACGUCAGCGACAGUUCUCUGAAAUUCACUCACGUCCUUCACAACCUCUCUCCCGCAGGUAACCAUCCAAAACGCAGCCCAUCUUCAUUAACAAGAUUUGAUUACAUAUUUUACAAAACAAAACGUCACAUUUUGAAUUUUAUGGUUGCAGAAUUGUACGAGCAGGCGAUAAAAUAUGAGAAAGGAUCGUUCGUGACUUCCACCGGUGCGUUGGCCACUUUGUCGGGAGCCAAAACUGGUCGGUCUCCUAAAGACAAGCGUGUAGUUAAGGAUGAGACAACUGCGUCCGAGCUCUGGUGGGGAAAAGGAUCACCAAAUAUCGAAAUGGAUGAACAAAGUUUUUUGGUGAACCGAGAAAGAGCUGUUGAUUACUUGAACUCUUUGGACAAGGUGUUUGUGAAUGAUCAAUAUCUAAACUGGGACCCAGAGAACAGAAUCAAAGUCAGAAUAGUAUCAGCAAGAGCUUACCAUUCACUUUUCAUGCACAACAUGUGUAUCCGUGCAACACCUGAAGAGCUAGAGAAUUUCGGGACACCUGAUUUCACGAUCUACAACGCUGGAAAAUUCCCAUGUAACCGUUUCACUCACUACAUGACAUCAUCGACAAGUGUCGACAUAAACCUAGGAAGAAGAGAGAUGGUGAUUCUAGGGACACAAUAUGCUGGAGAAAUGAAGAAAGGACUCUUCGGUGUGAUGCAUUAUCUGAUGCCUAAGAGAAAGAUUUUGUCUCUUCACUCCGGUUGUAACAUGGGGAAAGAUGGAGAUGUUGCUCUCUUUUUCGGUUUAUCUGGAACCGGAAAGACUACAUUGUCUACCGAUCAUAACCGAUAUUUGAUUGGAGAUGAUGAGCACUGUUGGAGUGAGACUGGAGUCUCGAAUAUUGAAGGUGGUUGUUACGCGAAAUGCAUUGAUUUAUCGAGGGAGAAAGAGCCUGAUAUCUGGAAUGCUAUCAAAUUCGGAACUGUUUUGGAGAAUGUUGUGUUUGAUGAGCACACAAGAGAAGUGGAUUAUACAGACAAAUCAGUGACGGAGAACACACGUGCGGCUUAUCCUAUUGAGUAUAUCCCUAACUCAAAGAUACCGUGCGUUGGACCACACCCUAAGAACGUGAUCCUAUUGGCUUGUGAUGCUUUUGGUGUGCUGCCGCCAGUCAGCAAGCUGGAUCUUGCUCAGACUAUGUAUCAUUUCAUCAGUGGAUACACUGCUCUCGUUGCGGGAACAGAGGAAGGAGUUAAGGAGCCAAAAGCGACUUUUUCGGCUUGUUUUGGUGCUGCUUUCAUUAUGCUUCACCCAACCAAAUAUGCAGCUAUGUUAGCCGAGAAAAUGCAAGCUCAAGGAGCCACCGGUUGGCUUGUUAACACCGGCUGGUCUGGUGGAAGCUAUGGAUCUGGAAGUCGAAUCAAGUUGGCAUAUACAAGAAAGAUUAUUGAUGCUAUACAUUCGGGUAGUCUCUUGAAUGCAACUUAUCAGAAAACUGAGAUUUUUGGUUUGGAGAUUCCAAAUGAAGUUGAAGGAGUGCCUUCUGAGAUUUUGGAGCCUAUGAAUGCAUGGGAAGACAAAGUGGUUUAUAAGGACACAUUGUUGAAGUUGGCUGGUUUGUUUAGAAACAAUUUUGAGACAUUCAGAAGUCAUAAGAUCGGAGAAGAUGGAAAGUUGACUGAAGAGAUUCUUGCAGCUGGUCCAAACUUCUAAAGUGAUGAAGAUUAUGAUGAUGAACCAACAAUGUUUUCAAAAAGUACAACAACAUAUAAAAAAUAAAGUGAAUAAAAGAGAGAGUCGACGAAUUUCAAGAAAACUCCAUUUGAUUAUCAAUCAUAUAUUUUUCCAAUUGAAGUGAGAACUAUAAUUAUUAUUUUCUUUUCAUGAAUGUUUGUUUACUCACAAAAUAAGUUUACAUGCUUUGUUCAACCAAACUAAUCUAAGUAUCCUUUUUUUAAAUAGCUGCAAUGGCAGCAAGUAUUUUUUUGGUUCUUGUAUUGUUGAUUUAACUUGGAUUCAAAUUGUUGCAAAGGUAACAAUUAUGAAGUGUGUAUGAAACAAUGAUUGGUUUUCAACUUUUGAGUUAAAUGUAAGAAACUGAAACAGUGAAACCUAUCAUCCACAUGCAAAAUAUCUAUAAAUCAAAAGUCUUCAAUGUUUUUCUGAUGAGAUCUUUU